This is a messenger RNA of Postia placenta MAD-698-R-SB12, 753 nucleotides long. RefSeq lists its product as hypothetical. Gene Ontology annotation, biological process: late endosome to vacuole transport; protein transport; endosome transport via multivesicular body sorting pathway. Lineage: Eukaryota; Fungi; Basidiomycota; Agaricomycetes; Polyporales; Adustoporiaceae. The coding region runs from base 59 to 670 and encodes 203 amino acids. Gene Ontology annotation, cellular component: multivesicular body; ESCRT III complex. The record is from RefSeq and is a predicted model, not a curated record. The transcript has 6 exons.
CUCUCUUACGGCCUUGUAACCCUGAGGAACACUAAACGAUAUACGAAGCGAGAUCACCAUGAGCAACCUUGAGAAAACUCUCUUUCAGCUCAAAUUCACCGCGAAGACCCUGAGCCGACAAGCCAAGAAGGCGCAGAAGGAUGAGAAUGUCGAGAAGGCUCGAUUGAAGAAGGCGCUCCAGCAAGGUAACAAUGAUGGCGCACGGAUAUACGCUGCCAAUGCGAUCCGUAAGAAGAACGAGUCGUUGAACCUGCUCAGGUUGUCCAGUCGAGUUGACGCGGUCGCGAGCCGAGUCGAGACUGCUGUUACCAUGCGGCAAGUCACUGGCAACAUGACAUCCGUUGUCAAAGGUAUGGAUAAAGCCAUGGAAAGCAUGAAUCUUGAGCGCAUUUCGGUGGUCAUGGACAAGUUCGAGUCGCAGUUCUCCGAUCUCGAUGUUCAGACGUCCUACAUGGAAGAGACGAUGUCAAACACUACUGCCGUUUCUAUGCCACAAGAUGAAGUAGAAGCGCUCAUGAAGCAGACCGCCGAGGAAGCAAACAUCGAGCUGCAGCAAGAUCUUGCUUCCAAGGACCUCGCGCCUGCUACUGGUAUCAAAGAGAAAGAGACUAUACGGGAGGAAGAUGAUACGCUGGCAGCGCGGCUAAGGGCAUUGCGGCCCGCCACAUGAGCUGAAGCCUUGGACCAUAACAUCAUGUUGCAUUCGCUGUGUGUGAUUUCCAUCAGUGUAGGGAUGUAUACCUUCGGUUGUAA